Messenger RNA from Amorphotheca resinae ATCC 22711, 1677 nucleotides. RefSeq lists its product as hypothetical. NCBI's taxonomy places the organism in Eukaryota, Fungi, Ascomycota, Leotiomycetes, Helotiales, Amorphothecaceae. Bases 1 to 1677 code for a protein of 558 amino acids. Gene Ontology annotation, molecular function: carbohydrate:proton symporter activity. Gene Ontology annotation, cellular component: membrane. The record is from RefSeq and is a predicted model, not a curated record. The transcript has 6 exons. Gene Ontology annotation, biological process: transmembrane transport; carbohydrate transport.
AUGGAGAAGAAUCUCAACUCGAGUCAUGUGGAGAGAAGGGAUAACCCGACCAUUGUUCAGUCGGGCGAGGUCUACACGGAUGAAGUUUUAUCAAAAGCUGGGGUGGAAGAAUUAAGAGAAGAUAGAGUUGCGAAUGUGCACCUGGCCGCGGCGUUGAGCCCCAACAAGCCUGCAACGUGGGGUCAGGGCCACCGCAAACUGUACGCCAUGUGCGCUCUAGUGUACUUGUGUUCGACGAUGAAUGGAUAUGAUGGAUCUCUUAUGGGAAGCAUCAAUACGAUUCCAGGGUACCAAAGGUACUAUGGCCUUCCGGAGAAUGGCGCCGCUUCGACUGGGAUUGUCUUUUCGAUCUUCCAGAUCGGACAGAUGGUUGGCGCUUUGUUUAUCUGGCUUGCGGACUGGAAAGGACGUCGACUAUCAAUCUUCGUAGGAACCUGUGGAGUAGUUGUUGGUACUAUCAUUACGAGUACAGCCAAGGAUCUUCACACUUUCAUCGGCGGUCGAUUCCUACUAUCUUUCUUCUCCACACUUGCAUCCACUGCAGCUCCUCUAUACUUAGUUGAAAUUGCACCUCCGUUAUACAGAGGUACGGUUGCCGGUCUUUACAAUACUCUGUACUAUAUGGGUAGUAUCAUAGCAACAUUCACCGUGUAUGGUACCAACCUGCACCUCACGGGCAACAGUAUCUGGCGCUUGCCUCUUUGGCUUCAGAUGGUAUGUCCCGGAAUCGUUGCUGUUUUUAUAUGGUUUCUGCCGGAGUCGCCAAGAUGGCUUGUUGGUCAAGAACGCUUCGAGGAAGCUCGGAAGAUACUUGUCCAAUACCACGCAAACGGAGAUGCCACGCACCCUAUCGUUGAUCUCGAACUAACAGAAAUGACUGAUAGCAUGAGAGAUGCAGGAUUACUGACGUGGCAGAGCGCAUUUGACAUUCGGAACCUGUGUAAUAGUAGGGCACGAUGUUAUCGACUCGCUCUCUGCAUCGCCUUCUCUUGGUUUGGCCAGUUUUCAGGGAACAUCAUAACAUCAUACUACCUUCCUCUCCUCGUAGAGAACGUCGGCAUCACCAACACCAACACCCAGCUUCUCCUGAACGCUCUCUACGCACUCGCGGGCUGGAUCUUCGCCAGUGCCGGCGCGCGCUUCCACGACAUCUUCGGCCGUCGCAAGAUGCUCCUCGGCAGCACAUUCGCCAUGAGCAUCUGUCUAUCCAUCGUCGCCGGCACCAGCGCGGGGUACGCGCACGACCCCCUUAACAACAAAGCCAUGUCCAUUCUCUCCAUCCUCUUCAUCUACAUGUUCGGCUGCGUGUUCGCCUUCGGCUUCACCGCCAUGCAGCCCAUCUAUCCCGGCGAGGUCUGCGAUAACGUGCAGCGCGCCAAGGGCAUGGGCGUGUUCCAGCUCACGGGCGGCGCGGCCGGCUUCCUUAAUACCUUCGUGGCGCCCAUCGCGCUGAAGAGUAUCGGCGCUUGGUUCUAUGUGUUCUUUAUCUUUUGGGAUCUCGGGGAGUGCGCUGUGAUUUAUUGGUUUUUUGUAGAGACGAAGGGUCGCACGUUGGAGGAGCUGGAUGAGGUCUUCAGGGCGCCGAAUCCGAGGAAGGCGAGUACGGCGAAGAUGAGAAUCCGGAGGCUUAGGAUUCAUGAUGAGGAUGGGAAUGAGAAGGAUAUUGUGAUGAGGUAG